AUGGCGAGCCGGUGGGUCAAAUCUUUGCAAUGCAAGUCGAAAGCAUAUGAAGAUGUUUAUCACCCCGGCGGCCACAGGCAUUUGAUUCUCAGUUCCAGUUGUACACAAAGUUCUCAGAGGAUCAAGGACGUCAUCGGAACGGCCAAGAAAAAACCCAAGAAAUCCGACCCCAAACCGCGUUCAAGGUCAAGCAGUAAACCAGAGUCCGAGUUGAAUAAUCCUCCGCCUCGACCUCGCCGGAGUAGUUAUAUCCCUGCCCGUGACCUUGUCCUACCAGAACUGACCGAACUGCCCGAGGGUCACCCUUCCAGGAAUGUCGUAGAAAUUAUUUUUCAUACGAGUUGGAGCCCCAAGGCUUUCACGGGUCUGAUCGAGAUGAUUUUUAAAGUUCAAAAUGGACCCAGGACGAUGACCGGGUUCGAGGAAUAUCGAGAGACUGUUAAAACUCGGUCCGGCUCAUGCUCCGGUGGUCCGGCUUCGGCUAAGGAGGAAAAUGCGAGGUGCGUCGCUGAUGGUAACGAGGUGAUGCGCUUCCAUUGUUUGGGUCCCACUUUGGGGAACUGCCGAAUGAACGACAAGUGGAUAUUUUCCGGCGGGAAAGGUGCUUCCAUUUGCACUUAUUCCGGUAGCGGCGCCGCCCACGAUAGCGCUGGAGGUGGGAGGGGGAGGAAGGCGAUGCUGGUCUGCAGGGUUAUUGCUGGCCGAGUGUCGAAGCGGGUUGGGUCCUUUUACGAACCAUUGGUUAAUGGCCGAGUCGGGUACGACUCAGUGAGUGGAGACAACGGCGAGUUGCUCGUUUUUGAUCCACGUGCAGUAUUGUCGUGCUUUCUUAUUAUCUAUAAAUUGUAA
Molecule: messenger RNA, 849 nt
Organism: Hibiscus syriacus
Lineage: Eukaryota; Viridiplantae; Streptophyta; Magnoliopsida; Malvales; Malvaceae
Exons: 1
Coding region: 1-849 (282 amino acids)
Source: RefSeq, a predicted model, not a curated record